AUGAUUACCGAGAAAUGUCACGAGUUCAAUAUAGAGCUAUGUGCCGUUUUCGUCGAUUUCAAGAAGGCCUUCGAUAGCGUGGAACUUCCAAUGAUAUGGAAAGCGUUGGAGUAUUUUGGUGUGGAGGAGAACUUGAUAAUGGCCAUACAACUGCUGUAUGCACACAGUACCGCUGCCGUCAGAAUAGCGAACCAACUAGCAGAGUUCAAUCUGCAGCGGGGUCAUGAUAGUCGACGAUGUUGCUUCCGUACCACGACCGUCAGCACUAUGGCGUAA
Molecule: messenger RNA, 276 nt
Organism: Cooperia oncophora
Lineage: Eukaryota; Metazoa; Nematoda; Chromadorea; Rhabditida; Trichostrongylidae
Source: the annotation of a GenBank genome assembly